Molecule: messenger RNA, 1320 nt
Organism: Adineta ricciae
Lineage: Eukaryota; Metazoa; Rotifera; Eurotatoria; Adinetida; Adinetidae
Source: the annotation of a GenBank genome assembly
AUGGCAUUUCUUCGCAAUUCUCUACUUAAACUUAUACCUACACCAACCAAAUCUAUUUUUGCAUCACAAAAACGUUUCUAUUUGUUACUUCACGAAUAUGUCUCAAUGGGAUUAUUGGAAGAGGCUGGUAUUCGCGUGCCAAAGUAUCGUUUGGCGGAAACGGCUGAUCAAGCCUAUAAAAUUGCUGCUAGCCAAGAACUUGGCAACGAUCUUGUUAUCAAGGCACAAAUUCUUGCUGGUGGUCGAGGCAAAGGUACAUUCGAUACCGGACUGAAAGGUGGUGUGAAGAUGACCUAUUCACCAGAUGAAGUGAAACAGAUUUCAUCAAAAAUGUUGGGUCACCGUCUAUAUACUAAACAAACGGGUCGUGAAGGCAAGCCUGUUAGUAAAUUGAUUUUGUGCGAAAAACUAUUUACUCGACGAGAAUAUUACUUUGCUUUGGCAUUAGAACGACGUUUUGAUGGUCCAGUGCUCAUCACUUCGACUCAAGGUGGUACAAAUAUUGAAGAGAUAGCUAUGGAACAUCCAGAAGCAAUCAUUCAUCAUCCAAUUGACAUUCAUACAGGUUUAGAACAUAAAGAUGCGUUGAGCAUUGCGGAGAGACUUGGAUUUCGUAAUGAAGCUCUUGAAGAAGCAGCAGACACUAUGAUGAAAUUAUACAAAUUAUUUAUUAGCAAAGAUAUCAUUCUCUUGGAAAUUAAUCCGUUAACUGAAGGCGCCGAUGGAAAAAUCUAUUGUAUGGAUUGUAAAAUAAAUGUUGAUGCUAAUUCUGAAUUUCGCCAACAUGCGGUAUUCGAGCAGAAAGAUAAUAGUCAAAACGAUUGGCGUGAUAUCAAAGCUGAAGAGUCAAAUCUGAAUUACAUUGGUCUCGAUGGUGAAAUAGGAUGUUUGGUCAAUGGUGCUGGUCUAGCUAUGGCAACUAUGGAUAUUAUUAAACUACAUGGUGGUAAUCCAGCUAAUUUUCUUGAUGUUGGUGGUGGCGCUUCGGCUGCCCAAGUGAAAAAUGCAUUCGAAUUAAUUACAGCCGAUCCACGAGUGCAAGCUGUGUUCGUGAAUAUUUUCGGAGGAAUUAUGCGAUGCGAUGUUAUUGCCCAAGGAAUUGUUGCAGCUGCCAAAGAACUUAAACUAACCAUCCCAAUCGUUGUUCGAUUACAAGGAACACGAGUUGAUGACGCUAAAGCUAUCAUUGCCACCAGUCAAUUCAAAAUUCUCCCUUGCGAUGAUCUAGACGAUGGAGCUCGAUUAGUUGUCAAACUUGCUCAGAUCGUCAGCUUGGCUCGAUCAGCUUCCAUAGCUGUUCAAUUCGAAUUACCAAUUUAA